Condylostylus longicornis is the source of this 1467-nucleotide messenger RNA. RefSeq lists its product as uncharacterized. The record is from RefSeq and is a predicted model, not a curated record. Lineage: Eukaryota; Metazoa; Arthropoda; Insecta; Diptera; Dolichopodidae. The transcript is spliced from 3 exons. Bases 290 to 829 code for a protein of 179 amino acids.
CAGGUGAACAUUAUACGCUAAACAAAUCGCAGUAGUGGCUAUACUGCUAGCAUAGGAUUAAAAUUAAGUUGAAAAAGAAAAAAUUAUAAAAAGUGAAAGAGAAUAUCAAUUUUUGAUAUUUUAGUUAUUUUUAUUUAUAAAAUUUCAUUUUAAUUAAAUAGUUUUAAAAGAUAUACGCCUGCAUUAAAGACAAUAGUAUUGUGUUAACAGUGAUAUUAAAAAAUUAAAAAAAAAAUCCUAUACAUAUCAAUUUAUUUUAACAUUUUUUGAGAUAAUUGCAAAAGGAAAAAUGAAAACUUAUAAAAAAAUUUACAAUUAUUUAAAUUCAAGGAUUUAUUUUUCAUUAUUUAUGUUUAUUUUGUUAAUGUGGAUGGCAUCAAUUUCUAACGCAAUAUCAUGUGAUUCAUGUGGUAGAGAAUGUACCAGAGCAUGUGGAACAAAACAUUUUAGAACAUGCUGUUUUAAUUAUUUACGAAAGAGAUCAGAUCCAUCGCUUUUAAAACUACAAUCUGCAAAAUCAACAUUACCAUCUUCUUCAGGAUCCUCAUCAGUAUUUUCGACUACAUCUGAUUUAGAAACUCCAACUGCUUUCUUAAUUAAUUCUAUUUCAGAUGAACAAAUUUAUGACCCAAAUAUAAAUUAUCGAGUUUUAGAACAAAUAAUCGAUGAUAUUCAACAUGAUUCAAAAUCAUUGGAAAUUGAAGUAAGAAAAGCACUUAAUACAAGAAAAGCAGAAUAUGCUGAAAAAAAACAUCAAUUACAAGAAAUACAACAGCAACAAUUGCCACCGCAACCAAAUAAUAUACAACAAAAAGAAUUAGACUAUUAAAAUUUUGAAAGAUUGAAUAUGUGUGACGUCAUCAUUAAAAAAUUAAUGAUGACAAAAAUUGAUUGAGUACAACAAAUUUAUAUGUAUAGCUAAUAUAAGAAAACAAUUUGAAAAAAUUCUUUGUUUUUUUUCCAAAUUUUUGAAUUCCUUAAUUAAAAAAAAUUUUAAAAAUUUGAAAAAAAAAUUACAUACAUAUAAUAAAGCACUUUAAUUAUAUAAAAAAAUAUUAUUAAUAUGUGGACAUUUUUAAAGCUUCCGAAUGUCUGAAAUACAAACUAUUAUAUUGAAUUCAUUAAAACUUCAAAUUAUUAUAUAAUUAAAUAAUGUUAUUAAAAUUAAUUAAUUUAAUAAAUAUUUAAAAAAUUUCUAUUUAUUUCAUUAAAUAAAUUUUUAUUGGACUUUUUUUAAAUAUUAAAAAUUAAAAAUUUAAUUAACAAAAAAAUGCCAAAAAAAUAGUGUCACCCACAAACACACCAUCAACUUGCACGAAUUUUAUAUGUUGACUAAAAAUGAAAAAUUCGUACAAAUUGAUCAUUAAUAAUUAAUUUGACAUUUAGUUUUUAUAAAUUUUAUUUUUUACUAUUGUAAUUGUGAUUAAAAGUAAUAACGUCAAAAAAAAAACUUCAAUCUCUGCAAAA